AGUGCACGAUGGUUUUAGUAGCUUUUAAAUAGUUUUAUUUUUGGUUAAGCAGACAUUUAUAGUUGUCUUUCCAAUCAUGGAAAAUUAACUACUUGUUAAACACAUACCGACUACAGCUUCAAGUAUAAUUUAAUGUUAACUACUAAAUAAAUAAAAUACUAAAAGGUAAGCAACUCUCCGUUACCAAAUUAACAAGAAUCACUUUCAAAUUCUCGCUUUAUAUUUAUUAUUCAUUAAAUUUUUACGGAUUACAUAUAAAGUGUUUAAUUAUUAUUCCUUCUUCAACCUCUAAUACUAUCAUUUAUAUAUAUGCUUAUUAUCCGGAGCUAGGGUUUUUAUUUGUAACUUCUAUAGUUUUUGUUUUCUUUGAGGUCGUAGUUGUUGAUGGCGAAUCAUUCAUGGUCAAACGGUGAUAUGAAUCACCAAAGGGAUGCUCUUGGUAUCGCCAUGAAUUGGAGCUCUGAAGAACAGGCCAUUCUCGAAGAUGCUCUUGUUAGGUAUUCGUCAGAACCGAGUCCGAGUAUCUCACGUUACGCAAAAAUAGCGUCAGAGCUUCAGCACAAGAGCGUUAGAGAUGUUGCUAUGCGUUGCAGAUGGACAAACAAAAAGAGAAGAAAAUUAGAAGAUCAUAAUGGGUUGGGAGGAGCCAAUGUUGAUAACAAGGAGAGUAUAGAUAUGGCGGUGGCUUCAAACUCAGCUCCACAUCUUCUUAGAGAAGAAGAUGGGAUCAUCAUUGAGCUUCUUAAACAAAAUGAGCUAUUCCUCAAUCAGAUCCAUGCAAAUCUUACAUCCUCCUCAAUGUUAACAGAGAACUUAACACUGUUCUGCAAAACGCGCCAAAACAUCAAGAACCUUCUCAAAAACUUGCAGGAGAAUGCGCCAGAGCCGAUGAAGCGUAUGCCGUGGCCGGAGAAACUGAGCGUUGAUCAUGAUGAGCUACUUGAUUCAAUCCUUGAUCUCUCAGCUUCACCAAAGCAGCAACCAUCGCCAGAGGAAUUUGAUCAUGAUCAGCUGCUUGGUUCACUCUUUCGUCCCUCAACUUCACCAAAGCAACCAUGAAUUAACAAGUUUCUUUUGUUUCUCUUCAGUUUUUAGGUUUUAUUGUUUUUUUUUUCAGUACAAACCCUAACGUAGAACACAAGUUUAGAUCUUUUUAAUUAGCAAUCAAGAACUUUUGAUUGAAAGAAGCUUUUCUAGUGUU
Messenger RNA from Brassica napus (rape), 1201 nucleotides. RefSeq lists its product as uncharacterized. Bases 385 to 1059 code for a protein of 224 amino acids. The transcript has 7 exons. Lineage: Eukaryota; Viridiplantae; Streptophyta; Magnoliopsida; Brassicales; Brassicaceae. The record is from RefSeq and is a predicted model, not a curated record.